AUGAUUCAUUGUUCGAAAUCGGAGGCAAGAAUCGAACUCACCGGACAUUGGAAGAUCCGGCCGUGGCAAGGGCUGCCGCCGGCGAAGGCCGGGGAUGGACGGUGGAGCGUCGAAGUCCCGAUGGAUCCAACGGCUGAGAUUCGAUUGGGGGGACGGAGCACCGAUCGCCGGUAUCUAUCUCCGAUCACUACCAACACCUCCUCCAUCUCUGUCUCUCUCUGUGAUCAUACAAGAAAUCGGGGUCGGAGCUCCGGCGAAAUGGUGAUAGGUGUGAAGAGUCACCACGAAGACGAAGAAGAGGAUGAUGAGGAACUCGUUCGGAGGACAACAGAUGGCUGUUCCCAGAAAGUAAAAGUAGAUGGGAAGACCACUGAUCAGAAGGCGAAUUCGCUUCGCUCGAAGCAUUCUGAGACAGAACAACGUAGGAGGAGCAAGAUUAAUGAGAGAUUUCAGACUUUGAGGGAUCUCAUACCUCAAAAUGAUCAAAGGAGAGAUAAAGCUUCAUUUUUAUUAGAGGUUAUACAGUACAUCCAAUUUCUGCAGGAGAAGUUACAGCUAUAUGAAGGGCCAUACCAAAGUUGGGGUCAGGAGCCCUCAAAGUUAAUUCCCUGGAGAAAUAGUGGUGGUCCUGUAGAAAGUUUUAUUGAUCAAUCUGAACUCACAAGGAAUGGGUCUGGUCAGGAGGAUAAUAUUGUUGUCACACCAUCCAUGCUCACUAAUGCACAUAACUCAGUAGAAUCGGUUUUGGAGGUUGCUGCAUACAAGGUAAUGGAUCAUCCACCUUUGGCAGCAAACCAAGCAAUUCCAACUCAUAUACCAUUGCAGUCUAGUGUUCUUGGGGAUGUGCCUACCCAACCUCAUCAGGCAUCCGUUUCUGAUUCUGAGCACUUGGCUUCCCAGUCCCAAUCCCAGUUUUGGCAGUCUAGACCAUGUACAACUGAGAGUGCUGUUCCAAGCUAUACUCAUGAACAGGAGAUGAAAUUUGAAAGUGAUGAAGCGAACAUUUCAAAUGCCUAUUCUCAGGGGUUGUUGAAUACAUUGACUCGAGCGCUGCAAUCUUCAGGAGUUGAUUUGUCACAGGCAAGCAUCUCAGUGCAACUUGAUGUUGGAAAACGAGCAAAUACUGCACUGACUGCUACAUUGUUCAGUGUAAAGGAUCAUCAAAACCGAAUCCCUGGCGGUCAAUCAAGGGCUGUGUAUGGGUUUGGGACAAGAUGUGAUGACUGUACUCAAGCUCCGAAAAGACUCAGGACGGAACGCAUCUAGGAUGGCAUAGCACCCCCUUCCCCCCAACUCUCUUCUGCUAUUUUCCCCCAUUUCAUUAAUUUUCUACAAAAAAAAAAAAAGGGCAAAAAGAAAAAGAGAGUAUGGGGAUGUUUAUGCCAUGUCAUGUGAUGAUCCACAGACAAAUAAUUGUACAUGUUUAUGUGCUUCAAUUUUCACAUAUGCGUGAACUUUUCUUUUCCGAGAUGAAGCUGUUACAUAUUAUCUCUUCAUUUUCUCUCGAGAGGCUUCCAUGUGAACAUUGAGAAGCUGGUUUUUGUUCCAAAUCUGUUUUUCUCGAAUGUUAACUUUCUUUCGCUCUUCAUGAAAUGUAAAAUUACUGUGAGUGUAUUACGUUUUACAAUUCCCGAAAUAGUGAAUACCUUGGAUCUCAUUUCUAGGGAUCAUUUGGAA
Messenger RNA from Camellia sinensis, 1677 nucleotides. Its product is annotated as transcription factor BIM3. Gene Ontology annotation, biological process: DNA-templated transcription. The record is from RefSeq and is a predicted model, not a curated record. Gene Ontology annotation, molecular function: DNA-binding transcription factor activity; protein dimerization activity. NCBI's taxonomy places the organism in Eukaryota, Viridiplantae, Streptophyta, Magnoliopsida, Ericales, Theaceae.